AUGGACUCCGGUGUCGAAUCUACUGGGUUGCGUGCUAAGCCCGUGGCUUACAUCUUCUCAGAAGACCUAGUCAAGAUAUCUUCACGUCUACCUUCCAAUAGAAACCGUUCUUUCCUCGUCUAUUCACUCGUUCACGCAUAUGGACUUCUGACAACAUGCAAUAGUCAAGCGCCCCAACGAUUCCUGGUUGUGCGACCACGACCUGCUGGCACGAAGGAGCUCUUGGCUUACCAUACCCAUGACUAUCUCGAAUACGCCAUGAAUCGAUCAGGUGAUGCGCAGAACCUGCUAGAAGCUUCAGAGUUUGGGCUUGAAGACGACUGCCCCAUGUUUCAUGGAAUCAAGGACUAUAUCACGCAAGUCGCAGGAGCUACGUUGACCGGAGCAGCUGUCAUCAGAAACGAUAUUUCGGACGUAGCCAUCUGCUGGGAUGGUGGAAGACAUCACGCCAAAAAAGCACGGGCUUCAGGUUUUUGUUACGUCGCUGAUUGCGUUCUCGCUAUCCUCUUCCUGAAACGAACAGUACCUUCUGCGCAUCCAUUGAAGAAACCGCGCGUGAUGUAUCUUGACCUCGACCUUCAUUUUUCAGAUGCAGUGUCACAAGCUUUCCACAAACCUGGUUCUACGACUACUGCUCAAGUUCUUACCCUAUCUAUUCAUCACACAGCUCCAGGCUUUUUCCCUAUUUCCCCCCUUGCUACCCUUCCGGACGUCGCUGAUCCGGCCUUCGAUCCUUUCACUUUAUCAGUGCCACUCAAAGCUGGUGCAUCCACCAAAACAUUCCUCCGCAUUUGGCCCAUCAUCGAACAUGUCAAGGACAUCUUUCGGCCUGAUUUCAUUCUAGUUCAGUGUGGCUUAGACGGCCUGGCGGGUGAUCCCAUGGCAACCUUCAACUGGUCUUUGGGUGGCGAAGGCUCGCUCGGCUGGUGCAUACAGCGCAUCGUUCACGAAUGGCAAGGGAAAAAAAUGUUACUCGGUGGAGGUGGUUAUAACACGCCCAAUGCUGCGCGAGCUUGGACAUAUCUCACCUCUGUGGCAGGCGGAAUUCCACUAUCCUUAGACGCUGAUAUCCCCGAGUAUUCUGGCUACCUCCACUUCAAGCCAUCGUUUACAUUGGAUGUACCCGCUGGCAACAUGCAAGAUCAGAACACGGAGGAGUACUUACGGACAAUAGAAGCCACAUAUGAAGGUAUACUGUCGGUAUUGCACUCGCGGAUGGUUUCCCCGACGCUCUAG
Molecule: messenger RNA, 1236 nt
Organism: Suillus subaureus
Lineage: Eukaryota; Fungi; Basidiomycota; Agaricomycetes; Boletales; Suillaceae
Exons: 7
Coding region: 1-1236 (411 amino acids)
Molecular function (GO): histone deacetylase activity
Source: RefSeq, a predicted model, not a curated record